Molecule: messenger RNA, 421 nt
Organism: Sipha flava (yellow sugarcane aphid)
Lineage: Eukaryota; Metazoa; Arthropoda; Insecta; Hemiptera; Aphididae
Exons: 1
Coding region: 20-421 (133 amino acids)
Molecular function (GO): protein dimerization activity
Source: RefSeq, a predicted model, not a curated record
UAACAUUGUGAAAAAUUGUAUGGAUCUUCAAUUGCUACUCUCAGAAAAUGAAAAUGUUAGUAAUUCAGAUAUUGAUGCCAUAGAAAUGACAGAUGAGUUAGUAGCAAUAUCCGAGUUAUUAAAACCCAACAGUACUCCGUUAGAAGUGUUACAGUUUAUUGUAAAUAAUAAAAAUUUUGUACCAAAUGUAGCUGUAGCACUUCGAAUUAUUUUAAUUAUGCCUGUGUCGGUUGCAUCUGGCGAACGGAGCUUUUCAAAAUUAAAAAUAAUUAAAAACUAUUUAAGGUCUUCUAUGAAUCAAGAAAGAUUAAGUGAUCUUGCUACAAUUUCUAUUGAAAAAGAAGUAAUGGAAAAUAUGGAAUUUAAAAGUUUACUGCUUGAUUUUGCCCAAGAAAAGGCUCGCAAAAUUAAUUUUAUUUAA